GAGAGUACAUCCGGGUCGCUGGGGCAGGUGCCUCAGGCCCCGCCCCUUCCCAAGCGCUGGCUCCUCACUUCCGGCCACCUCAGGCCUUUCUGCCGGUUCCGUGCGGGUUUUAAUGCCUGCUCCCCAGGUGGCUCUCGGCGCCAGGUCUGGGUCUCUCCGCACCCCCAUUUGCCCCCAGCGGCUGGCUCCUCGUCCCCAAUCUCACCGAGGCUGAGGCCUGCGGCGCGGAGAGUCCGCGCACACCCGACUCCGCGUCUCCUCUGCUGCGUUGAGGCCGCCGCCACCGCCUCGGGAUGCCGCGGCUGGGUUCUGCCCCGCGCUGGGCGGCCGCUGCGGGCCGUUGGGGCUGCCGGCUGCUCGUGCUGCUGCUGCUGCUGCUCGUUCCGGGACCCGGCGGCGCCUCUGAGAUCACCUUCGAGCUGCCCGACAAUGCCAAGCAGUGUUUCUACGAGGACAUCACGCAAGGCACCAAGUGCACCCUCGAGUUCCAGGUGAUUACUGGUGGUCACUAUGAUGUAGAUUGUCGAUUAGAAGAUCCUGAUGGCAAUGUGUUAUACAAGGAGAUGAAGAAACAGUAUGACAGUUUUACUUUCACAGCCUCCAAAAAUGGGACAUACAAAUUUUGCUUCAGCAAUGAAUUUUCUACAUUCACACAUAAAACCGUAUAUUUUGAUUUUCAAGUUGGAGAAGACCCCCCUUUGUUUCCUAGUGAGAACCGAGUCAGUGCUCUUACACAGAUGGAAUCUGCCUGUGUUUCAAUUCAUGAAGCUCUGAAGUCUGUCAUUGACUAUCAGACUCAUUUCCGCUUGAGAGAAGCUCAAGGCCGAAGCCGAGCAGAGGAUUUAAAUACAAGAGUGGCCUAUUGCCACAGUGUGGCUACAAGUCAGAGACAUCAUGAGUCGAAUUCCAAGAAAUCUGACAUCUCCCUGCAUGAUGUUGCUGAUCACAGCUGCACAACAGAGAUGCCAACAGGAGAGCUGGCGGGAGCUGCGGGCGUGGAUGGGAUGUCUGAAGAAGAAGCAGAAGAAGAGGUGUUCUUCAAAUUUGUGAUAUUGCACGCAGAGGAUGACACAGACGAAGCUCUCAGAGUCCAGGAUCUGCUUCAAAAUGACUUUGGCAUCAAACCUGGAAUCAUCUUUGCUGAGAUGCCAUGUGGCAGACAGCAUUUACAGAAUUUAGAUGAUGCUGUAAAUGGGUCUGCAUGGACCAUCUUAUUGUUGACUGAAAACUUUUUAAGAGAUACCUGGUGUAGGUUCCAGUUCUAUACCUCCCUAAUGAACUCUGUGAACAGGCAGCACAAAUACAACUCUGUUAUACCCAUGCGGCCCCUGAACAAUCCCCUGACCCGGGAAAGGACUCCCUUUGCUCUGCGAACCAUCAAUGCCCUGGAAGAAAAAAGUCGUGGCUUUCGUACACAAGUGGAAAGAAUUUUUCAGGAGUCUGUGUAUAAGACACAGCAAACUAUAUGGAGAGAGACAAGAAAAAUGGCACAAAGGGAAUUCAUUGCCUGAGGUGGACCACAGAACACGUGGCUGGCUCUCAACUUAUAAAACAAAUGAUUUAUCUUCGCUUGAGAAAGUAAAUCCAGGAAAAGUUUAAAUAAAAGAGAUCCUAUUUUUAUAGGAACCUAGAGAGCACAAGGGAGAUAAAUUUCUGCCAGACAAUCAAAGAACUGUGGUACUUUUGAAUUUUCAGUAAACUCGAGAAAGUUUCAAGAACUUUGCUGUCACAGUUUUCCUAAUUCAUGAAUAUGACAAAGGAUAGUCUCAAUUCACAGUUCUUGUGUUGAAUCUUGAACAAAAACUUGCAUGAUAGACAUUUAAAAAUAUAACACUUUCGUCCUGGCCUACAUGGCUCAGUUGGUGGGAGUGUCGUCGGAUACACUGUAAGGUUGCAGGUUUGAUUCCUGGUCAGGGCAUAUACCCAGGUUGCGUGUUUGAUCCCCAGUUGGGGUGCAACAGGAGGCAACUGAUUGAUGUUUCUCUCUCACGUCAAUGCUUCUCUCUCUCCCUCCCCCUUUCUCCCCCUCCCUCCCUCCCUCCCUCCGUCCCCCCCUUCCUUUCUCUCUGAAAUCAGUAAGAACAUAUAUCCUCAAGUGAGGAUUAAAAAAUAAUAGUAAAUAUAUUCUCAAAGGAAACACAUAAGAAUGGCCCCAAGAGAUCUGACCACUCUCCCUCUUGGGACACCUCAUGAAUAUUGUGAUAAAGCAUCCCCCAUAUUGUCACCCAGAAAUCUGGUUAGCCAGAAUAAAACAUAUGGAAUGUUGAGUGCUGAUGAACAUGAAAUCAGAAAUAGAUGUGAGAAUGGUGGGGCUUUUCAAAAUAAUCCAGUUAAAUGUGUAUUUCUGUUUGCUGAAAUGUACAUACUUGGAAGCAAGUCCCACUACUGAUUAGUAGCUCAAUUGAUCGUGUGCUGGUUAGAGACUUCAUGGAGGAGGGUGGAGAUGUCCCCUGGAGCCUGAAGCUCCUCAUAUUGGACAUUUUCUGUAACCAGGACUUUAGUGUCCCACACUCAUAGCAACCCAGAAAACCCCAAACAGACCUGUCCAUUCCCUCACAGCCCUUCUGCCCAGCUGAGAUUCAGGGAGAAUCAUUAGGUACAGACCAGGAGGAGUGGGGGUAUGAGCCAGGUCAUGUUAUAAUGUGAAGAGCACCCAAUGGGAGAUCAGGAGACCUGGUUCUAGUCCAGUCUCUGCCACUGAGGAUGAAUGUGACCGUGGGCAAGCUGCUUACCCUCUUUAUCUAUGAAAUAAAAGGACUGGAUUGAUGGGUCUCUAAAAGCCUUGGUUCUCUCCAAGAAUGUGAACAACUAGGAACCAGAAAAGGGAACAGCAAAAAAUAGAAUUUUGUAAUAUAGUAUCAGGAGGCUUUAUAUAUGUUUACAAUGAAAGGGGAUUCUUAUGUUUACAGUAGUUCUCAUGCUGUUUAUUAUAUUUUUAUAGUCACAGAAAAAAUUAUAAUACAUGUUUACUCCGAUUUUUAAAAAUAUGUUUUUUUAUAGGGACCCUCGAGCAAAGACAUUCUGAUUUUUUCUUUUUCCUUAUCCCACUUCUCUGUGUCUCCUUCUAGUACUGGGGUCUGCUCACAUCUUUGUACAGUCCACCUCUUUAUAGUCAAGAACCAAAAUGUUCCAUGAGGAACAUUCACCCUUAAUCUUGCAAGUAAGUCUAGCCUCCUUCUCUACUAGUACUUAUUAAAGAGAUGAUUGUUUUCAUUGCAUGGUGACAUUUUCUUAAUCUCAAGUUCUUUUCUAUCAUAGUAGCUUACUAACUCUUCUUUUUCAGUUUUAAUAAUAAGUAUUCUUUUUUUUUUGCCAUACUGCUUCCUGUAUCUCAAAUUUCAUACACCAACAAAUCAUUAAUCAUCCACUCUUCAUACUUGCCAAACUCAGAGCUAUGGAUGCUGGAUGGUUUUCCUUAAAUAAAUGUUUUUAUUCUUUA
Myotis daubentonii (Daubenton's bat) is the source of this 3439-nucleotide messenger RNA. It is a transcript of the gene TICAM2, whose product is annotated as TIR domain containing adaptor molecule 2. The coding region runs from base 294 to 1511 and encodes 405 amino acids. The transcript has 4 exons. Gene Ontology annotation, cellular component: endosome. Gene Ontology annotation, biological process: positive regulation of type I interferon production; TRIF-dependent toll-like receptor signaling pathway; positive regulation of canonical NF-kappaB signal transduction. The record is from RefSeq and is a predicted model, not a curated record. Lineage: Eukaryota; Metazoa; Chordata; Mammalia; Chiroptera; Vespertilionidae. Gene Ontology annotation, molecular function: signaling adaptor activity.